AUGGCCAAGUUAUCCACCCUCAUGGCGAUCCUCGCCCUCUCCGUCGCCACCCAUGGCCACCCCAGCACCGAGGAGGCUGAGCAGGCGUACUUUGAGUCUAGACGACAGGUUGUCGCCAACACGAAGCACAAUCUCGAGAAGUGCAUCAACUCCCCGGCCUCGCGGGCAUUGAGGAACCGUGCCGUUGCUCGCCGCGCCGCCAGGGCAACCGAGCUCCGGCAACGGUUCGGAAUCAAGACGGCCGCCGCGGCACACGUGCGUCGCGACAGUGCUUCGCUGGAGAAAUGGGCUUCCAUCUCGCACGACUACACGGCAUCAGGCUUUGAUCUGAACACGCCGACGGAUGUCAUCUUCGCCUCCAACACCACCUGCGCCCUUGUUCCGGAGACCAUCAUCGGGCCUUACUUUGUCGACGGCGAGCUGCUCAGGACCGACAUUACCGACGGCGAGCCUGGGGUCCGAACCCAUGUCGAUUUCCAGUUCAUCAACAUCAAAACCUGCGAGCCCGUGCCCGAGCUCGUCAUCGACGUCUGGCAGGCCAACUCGACCGGUGUCUACUCGGGCGUCUCGGCCCCGUCGCAAGGCGGCUUGAAGACCAACUUUGGCCGCGGCAUCCAGGUAUCGAACAGCGACGGUGUCGUCGAGUUUGACACAAUCUUUCCCGGUCACUAUGUCGGCCGCACCAACCACAUCCACGUCAUGUCGACGGAUCAGGCGAAUCUCCUGCUCAACGGAACCUUUGAAGGUGGCACCGUCCGCCACAUUGGCCAGACGUACUUUGACCAAUCCCUCAUCGCCGCUGUCGAGGCGGUCGAGCCGUACGUUCGGAACAAGCAGAACGUCACGAGCAACCUCCAAGACAAGUACACGGGCGAUCAGGCGACGCCCGAGUACGACCCCUUCUUCAAGCACGUCUACCUCGGCGACUCGGUCGACGACGGCAUCCUCGUGUGGCUCACGAUUGGUCUGGAUCUCGACGCAAACUACAACAAGAAUCGCACUCCAGCCGCGCACUGGCAUCCCGGCGGCGGCACCGACAAGCGCAACGGCACCGGCACCUUGUCGAGCGAACUGUGA
Molecule: messenger RNA, 1077 nt
Organism: Drechmeria coniospora
Lineage: Eukaryota; Fungi; Ascomycota; Sordariomycetes; Hypocreales; Ophiocordycipitaceae
Product: extracellular dioxygenase
Exons: 2
Coding region: 1-1077 (358 amino acids)
Molecular function (GO): ferric iron binding; oxidoreductase activity, acting on single donors with incorporation of molecular oxygen, incorporation of two atoms of oxygen
Source: RefSeq, a predicted model, not a curated record